Charadrius vociferus (killdeer) is the source of this 984-nucleotide messenger RNA. RefSeq names its product adrenoceptor beta 3 (gene ADRB3). Gene Ontology annotation, biological process: norepinephrine-epinephrine-mediated vasodilation involved in regulation of systemic arterial blood pressure; adenylate cyclase-activating adrenergic receptor signaling pathway. Gene Ontology annotation, cellular component: membrane. The transcript has 2 exons. The annotation marks the transcript as partial. NCBI's taxonomy places the organism in Eukaryota, Metazoa, Chordata, Aves, Charadriiformes, Charadriidae. Gene Ontology annotation, molecular function: epinephrine binding; norepinephrine binding; beta3-adrenergic receptor activity. The record is from RefSeq and is a predicted model, not a curated record.
CCCAUCGCCAAGACGCCGCGGCUGCAGACCAUGACCAACGUCUUCGUCACCUCGCUGGCUUGCGCCGACCUCAUCAUGGGCUUGCUGGUGGUGCCGCCGGGGGCCACCAUCCUGCUGAGCGGCCAAUGGCCCUACGGGACGAUGGUGUGCGAGCUGUGGACCUCGCUGGACGUGCUGUGCGUCACGGCCAGCAUCGAGACGCUGUGUGCCAUCGCCGUGGAUCGUUCCCUCGCCAUCACGUCGCCGCUGCAGUACGAGGCGCUGGUGACCAAGGGCAGGGCACGGGCCGUGGUGUGCCUGGUGUGGGCCAUCUCUGCCUUCAUCUCCUUCCUGCCCAUCAUGAACCACUGGUGGCGGGACGGGGCCGACGAGCAGGCGGUGCGCUGCUACGAUGACCCACGCUGCUGCGACUUUGUCACCAACAUGACCUACGCCAUCAUCUCCUCCACCAUCUCCUUCUAUGUGCCCCUGCUUGUCAUGAUCUUCGUCUACGUCCGUGUCUUUGCUGUGGCCACACGGCACGUCCAGCUCAUCGGCAAGGACAAGGUGAGAUUCCUGCAGGGCCCCCCCAGCCCCAGCUCCAGGAGCGGCCGGCGGAGACGGCCGUCCCGUCUGCUGGCUAUUAAGGAGCACAAGGCGCUCAAGACCCUGGGCAUCAUCAUGGGCACCUUCACACUCUGUUGGCUGCCCUUCUUCGUGGCCAACAUCAUCAAGGUCUUCUGCCGGCCGCUGGUACCGGAUCAGCUCUUCCUCUUCCUCAACUGGCUGGGCUACGUCAACUCAGCCUUCAACCCCAUCAUCUACUGCCGCAGCCCCGACUUCAGGAGCGCCUUCCGCAAGCUGCUCUGCUGCCCGCGCCGCGCCGACCGCCGGCUCCACGCCGUCUCGCAGGACCUGCAGCGCUGCCCCUGUGUUUGCCGGCAGAGAGACGCCAGCGGGUCCUUCCAUCUGACUGGGAGCAGCCGAGAGCCGGGAAGAGAGUGA